UAAAAACAUGCUUCCUCAUCUACAACUAAUUCUUCUCCUUCUAGCCUUCAUCUCCCACGAACCUGAAGCCAUAGCACAAUAUGUAGUACCUUUCACUUCCCAAGCUGCACCAGUUACAAAACAUGCUGAUGUAGCUACGCCACUCUAUAGCAUUCAGAUGAAGAUGGCCGUAUGGGUAUACAUACCAGACAUAUAUAAAAACUUCAUUAUUGACAUAGACGCUCCUUUCACAUGGCAUGACUGCAUUGUGGACUGGAAUAGUUGGAUUGAUGAAAGCAGCAAUUGCCUUGGUUGCGCUCACCCGGUUUCUUGUGAAGAGUAUGCAUGCACGGAUGUUCGCACAUCUUAUUCUUAUGAAAGUCCUUCAUGUCUUACAGUAACCAACACUUCGACAUUACCUGGUUUGGGAGAAUGCGUAUGCCCUGUCAAAGUGUUGAACCCUGUUAACGGAACAUGUGGUCAAGCUCUGCUCAAUUAUGACAGGUUCACGUUUAGGGGAAGUGACGGUAGAAACACUUUUCGGUAUUUCUAUGUCACCGACUCUAACGCGGCAUGUGCUCCAUCUUCUAUGUUUGAGUCAUUCCCUGCGCAUGUUAGUGGUGUCAUGGCGUUUUCCUCGUCUCCUUAUGCAUUUCCUGCUUAUUUAUUUCAACCUUUUAAGAAAGCUUUAGCUCUAUGUUUGCCUAGCUCCUCGUCUGCUCACGGGGUUAUGUUCUUUGGGAGUGGACCGUAUUAUCUUCUUCCCAACUCAGAUGUAGAUCUAAGAAGUUUCCUGUCUUAUACUCCGUUACUAAAUCAUACUGAUUCUUUUGGUUAUUUUAUUGGUGUCAAAUCGAUAAUCAUUAAGGGAAUGUCCAUUGUUGUUUCAAAAAGCACCACCAAGCUUAGUACGAUUGAGUCUUACACCAUUCUUAGAGCAAAUAUUUAUAAGGAAGUGGUUCGUAUGUUUUCAAUCGCUACAUUGGGAAUCCUCCGUGCUAGGUCAGUGGCACCCUUUGCUUUUUGUUUAAAGAAUCGUAUUGGACAUUCCCUUGCCAGUUUGCAGAUUCCGGAUAUCAUUUUGAAACUCCAAGGUGGGAAGAAAUGGAUAAUAUCCUCAAGUAAUUCCAUGCAACAAGUAGGAAAAGAUGUGGCUUGUCUUGCAAUUAUUAAUGGUGGUGCGACAAGUGAACAUGGGAUUGUGAUCGGGACGUUUCAAAUGGAAAAUAACUUUCUGCUCUUUGAUCUAGUCAACUCAAGUUUAGGGUUCAGUUCUUCUUUAUUAAGCAAAAAGACUUCUUGUGCAAACUUCAACUUUACCACACUUAGCCUUUGAUGUUACUUCAAAAGCUUAGCCUUUGAUGUUACUUCAAAAGCUUUGCGCUGCAUGGACAACUUCCUCUUGCUGGUAGAAUUUAAGGUAGCAAAAGAUUUAGGCAACUCCACACUAUAGGCUUUAUCAUUAAUUUUCGACAAAAAUUUUGUAUGGACCAUACUUUUGUUGACAGGCUUAUUGUAUGUGCCUAAUGGAAAUUUCUUCUUGCGAAUGUAGACCACCACUUCAUCUCUUACCACAAAUACCUUUGGAUGCCUAUGUUCUUAAAUUGUUGCCUUGUAUUAGCAUUAAUUGGAUUGUGCAAUCUUCUACCUUACCUCGUCGUGGGUUUUCUACAUAUCUUUAAUAUUUUUAUUGGCUUUUUUGUUGUAUACUGCAACAAACUGUGAGGUUUCAAUGGAGUUGUGUAUACCA
Messenger RNA from Lactuca sativa (garden lettuce), 1729 nucleotides. Its product is annotated as chitinase CLP-like. Gene Ontology annotation, molecular function: aspartic-type endopeptidase activity. Lineage: Eukaryota; Viridiplantae; Streptophyta; Magnoliopsida; Asterales; Asteraceae. Gene Ontology annotation, biological process: proteolysis. The record is from RefSeq and is a predicted model, not a curated record.